Messenger RNA from Schistosoma guineensis, 2049 nucleotides. Lineage: Eukaryota; Metazoa; Platyhelminthes; Trematoda; Strigeidida; Schistosomatidae. The record is from the annotation of a GenBank genome assembly.
CAAAAAGCUAGUCGGUUCGUACAAGGUCGUGUUUAAAAUAUUGAAUACUGGAGGCACAGAAUAACACAGAUUUGGCGGAAAAACAAACUUCGGAUUCAUUACUGCGCUUCAACAUAAGAAUGUAUAUACAUAAAAAACGACAACAGACAAACAUUCUUGAUGAAUACAAACUUAUUAAUAUAAGAAACAUUUCCGAAAAACACGCUAAAGUUAACCUUCUAGGUGUGAUUAUUCAGAAACAGUCCGUUAAACGAUGCUCUACUAAUUUCUCGGGUUCGAAUAGUCAAGCUGUAUUAGGAUUCACUCUUAGAGACAGCACAUAUGAUUGGAUCAACGGAAGCUAUUGGGGUUCAUUCUCGAGUGUUAAUUCGGUGGCAUCCCAAUUUAACAUUGGCGAUUGCGUGAUUGUGCUUAAUGCCAAACUAAAGUUCAAAGAAAGAAACUCUUAUGAAGAACGUUUUAUGGUUCAAACACCCUCAAAUUAUCAUCUGCUUUUGAGGGACAGGAGUGGAAGCAUUACACAAUAUGCACUUCCUGACAAGUUAUACAUAAGCCGCCUAAAAUCAUCUUUAGUAUGUUCGGCAGCUUAUCACAGACCUCUGCAUCAAGUAAUACAGGAAAUCUACUCCAAAAGAUUCUCAAACAACCAAAGCCACUUCAACUGGAAAAUAUAUAAUCCUUCUUUAGAGUUCACGUUCUUUGCAGUUGUUUCGGAAGUAAAGCACCCAAAAACUUUAAUAAUGUCUCAAAAGAAACUAAAGUGUGAAGGAGACGAGGAAUUAACAAUACAAAACGCAAGCACAACCAACAAAUCAAAGUCAAUUCAGUCGAUGGAAGCAGUUCAAACGGUACUUCAGCUGUGUGAAGUCAUGCUUUUUGAUGAUUCAUGCAACUGUCUUCCGCUAAUCUUUUGGAAUGAAGAGUGGAUUCACAUUGCAUUAACAGCUUUUAUACCAUAUUCUACCGUUUUAUCAAUUGUAAACUGUCCAGUUCGUUACGAUCUCUACCGCAAAGGUGUGGUUGCCUCACCAAACUCAAAAACACUAAUCAUUAUCUCACCUGACUGUGCAGAGGCCAAUCGUUUAAGUCAACACUCCAAGCAUCGGACUCAAAGCAUAGAUAUUUUAGAAAGCGGCCACACUUCGUUCACUGUUGAGAAUGUAGAUGACAGACUAUUACAAUCUUUACCAAUGGGAUAUAAAACUGCUCAACCGGAGAUUUACAAAGUUCCUCUGACAAGUAUUCACAAUAUCUUAACUGUUCGAGACCUCAAAGAAGGAAAAGUUGUCGCUGGAUACGCUUGUACAUUCGCCGUGUUUACGAAAAUCGAUUUGGACUGUGAAAAUUCACAAUACCUCAUAACACUGCAAUGCUCUAAUUGUCAUGGUCGUUUGAGGUCAUGUGAUCCGCCAGCAGACUAUGAUGUGACAGCACCUGGAAAAAAAUUUGACCCAAAUGUUAAAUGUAUGUUUGCAAUGUGCACCACUCCAGGUUGUCCGACAAGUGGACAAAGACUGUCUUGGUUUGAUAAACAACACGUAAAUAUUUCAUCGCAUGUGAUGACACAUAGACAAUAUUAGAUAGGGAUAAUGCCCCAUACAAAACUGUACAAAUAAAUAAUUUCCUCCAUGAAUCUUGAAACUUCUCUACAGAUGGAAUACGGUACAUUUGUUCAUCUAUCAGACCAUACAGGAACAUAUUCUAGAUGUCUUUUAGCCAGUAUUGCAAUGGAAAAACUUUUAGGAUGCAAUGUCGAAGAAUUUCUACAUUUACCAUUCGAAAAACGAGUUCGUUUGAAGUGGGAGUUCUGUCUUAGAAGAUUUAAGGUUUAUUUUUGGACUGAACAGAUUAGUUAUAACAAUCCAUCACCUUUAAUCAUUAUUAUAGGCGUUGAAAAACCUAAUGCUUUUGAAGUAAUGCAUUCAUUGAAAUUAAACAGAUAAUAUUAUUUGUUAAAUUGAUUCAUAUAUCAAAGAUCUUAGACAUUUCGUUGAAUAACUUUUCGCUACUGAAUUUUUAAAAGCUUUGUUUGUUGUUUCUAUGAAAUCG